Messenger RNA from Monodelphis domestica (gray short-tailed opossum), 3579 nucleotides. RefSeq names its product chromosome 3 C19orf44 homolog (gene C3H19orf44). NCBI's taxonomy places the organism in Eukaryota, Metazoa, Chordata, Mammalia, Didelphimorphia, Didelphidae. The record is from RefSeq and is a predicted model, not a curated record.
CUAGAGAGACCGUUAGUAAGUACUGGGCCCUCCGGCCCUGGGCCGAGCCCUUUUAUUUAGAGCGAACGGGGCCUCCUAGGAGGGGAACUGGAGGAAGAGCUCUUAGCACCAUGCCUGGCUCAUAGUAUAUGCUUAAUGAAUUCACUGACUUAUUAUAUAUAGCCUGGAGAAGAGAAGAUUUGAUGGAAACAUGAUUGAUAGUCAUAUGUAAGAGGUAUUUAAAGCCUUGGCUUUAAAGACCUACCUGAGGAGGAAUGGAUGAAAGUUUGAGAAAAAUAGGUGUAAGCUUAAUGAUGUCAGCAGCAAGGAAAGCCAGCCUAUUAAAUACCAGCCAAUUAGCUAAUGAUUUUUUUUAUGAUUCUAGUGAUAUUUCCAUAGGAGAUAUGAGGAUGAAAGAAACUCAGAACAGGGUCCUCAGAAGUGAAGGCCUUGCUAAGACACCUUUUAGCCAAAGCAGAUUCCUAAAGAGGAAACAAAAUGCUGAUGAAAACCAAUUUUUCUUGAAGGAUAGUACUUCAAGGGAGAUGGAGAGCAGGACAACUUUAAGUAAAUCACUGACAACUGCCUCCAAGAUCAGGGCUAAUGCAGCUUUGAUGAAACUGGCACAGAUAGAAACUAAAAUUAUGAGCCGAAAGCUACAGGUUGAUUUGUCUGACACCGAAACAGAUGGAAAGAGUGCUGAUGACAUUCAUUUGAAUCAUAGAACUGAAGCCCUUUCUCUAAAGAAUGUAAGUACCAUUCCCUGGAAAUGUGAGGAUAAACUUCCUAUUGCCAGCAGCAAUGAAAGAGUCAGUCGCUUUCUGAAGAAGAAAGGUCCAGAUAUUGAAAAUAUAGUCCAUCCAACACAGUUUGGAAAUGUCAAGACAUCUCAACCACCAAAACAGAAAGAGCCACUUAGAAAGCUGGUUUCUCUGGAUAGCGAUGAAGAGGAAAUGAAAUUGUUGCUGGGAAAUUUAGUGAAGCCUUUCAGUGAUAAAGAGAUACCUAAGAAUGCCGUUCUUUUGAACACAUCACUUAAGGAAGAUGAAUAUGAGGCAUUUUCUAUGGAUGAAAAUCAACGUGGUCCACUUUCUCUACCCCGUGAAGGAUUUUCCAGUCUCAAGAUUUUUCGGACAUUAUGUCUACCAGAGGAAAGCUGUCAAGAAACAACUUCUCAUGAUAGCCCUUCAAGAACUCUUUCCCCACAGAGUGGCUUUUCAGCUAACCAAACUUCAAGAUCACCAUCACUUUCAAUAAUGCAUUAUUUUUCAAAUCCCACAUCAACUUCUCCUAAAAUGGAACAUGUAAAGCUUGCAUUUUCACCUGAGGAGACUAAAAUUGGAUCAUUGGAUGAAUUGUUCUCUGAAGCAUCCAAUGAUAGCUUAAACGAUUUUAAAAUAAAUAUUUUAUCCCUUGAUGACUUGGCUCCGGAUAAUAUCGGUGAGAAAAUAGAACUGGGACAAAAAGAAAAAAAUCACAGAACAAAAGAACCAAGCAAGGAAUUAAAAACAGAUGUGCCAGUUGUAAGAGGUAUACAAAGAAGUGCCAGAGACAUGAGCCCAGAGACAAGUGUGAACAUUACUUCUCUUGACGCUGAAGAGGAAAGUCCAACUGUAAGUGAAAUAUGUGAGGAUGUGAAUGAGGAGUCUGUAACCUCUUCUAGAGAGAGAAGUAUUUCCAGCAGGAGAUCACCAUCUCCUAGACUUCAGGAGAGUACUAUCAACUCAGUGUAUUCUGAAGAUUUUGAAAAAUCUCCAAGUUCAACAGUAUCUGGGCAGACAGCCUACUCCCAAGAGUCAUUAGACAAAACACUGGAGUCUUUGUCUGAGAGUCCUUCAUGUUCUAAAAGAGACCUUUCCACCCAGUCCAAAGAGCCUGGUAAAAAAUGGGGUGAGAACGUGAAGAGAAUAUUAGUGAAGGAAGUGGCUGUUCAAACCUAUGAUCCUACCUUCACCUACAACUGGACAAAGGAGAGCAUGGCGACUAUUGGCCCAAGUUUGGGUAGAACUUAUGUGGAUCCUGAACCUAUUGCCAGUCAUGUGAUUACUGCAGAUGCAAUAGAAGCUCUGACAGCCUAUAGUCCCGCAGUCUUUGCUCUGAAUGACAUGUUAAAACAGCAGCUGACAUUGACAAAGCAGUUUAUGGAAACCAGUCGAUAUCUGCAUUUUUCUCUCCUGAAGUCCCUGGAAGAUGACACAUUCCAUUAUCAUACAUUGGAAGAUGCUAAAGAGUAUAUUAGGAAUCACAAAUCACCACCACUGACAAUUGAGAAAGCUUUGGAGGAAGUUGAAAAGGAAAUGUCGGAUCAAUAAGUGGAUUGGCUUCCAAUAUAGCUUCUUGGACACUGGACUGUUAUGGUUCUCCUGUAUCUUGCAAUCAACCUGGCCAAACUGGAACAAUGGCUAUAUAUGCUUAUCUUGCCCUUUUUAAAUUUCCUAGUCCCCGAUUAAACUUUCCCCAGUGCCUGGAAUACACUGCACAGCAGCUCUUUCCCCUUUAAAUCUUCCACAUUCCAGCUCAGAGAUCCUUGCCAAGGAAUUUCCAUGAUCCUUCUUCCUCUGCACUUUGGAAAUAUUCUCUCCAUGGCUUAAAUUGGUCCCUCCUUCUAGCUGUUCUUAUCAGCUACACAUCCAUUGCUGCCCCUUUGGAAAACUGCGAAACCACCCUUAGAUGUUCCAUCAUUGGCAAACUAAACUCAUUCUAUUUCUUCCCAAAUAUCCUCUUUCAAUAUUCCAGUUUCUGUUACUGGCAUCAUCUUUUCAGUGUCUAAACCCAAAUCAUCUUUGACUCUUGUCCUUUCUCCAUAUUUGCAAAUCUGAUCAGUUGCCAAAGCCUUUGGGUUCUAUCUGAAACAUCUUUCCUAUUUUUCAAUCCAGAUAUUGUAGCAAUUGCCAUAGCAUCCAUACAGUCUCUUGAAGUUUCCUUGUUCCUCUCUUCCUUCAGGUCUGUCCUUUAGAUGCCAUAAAACCAAACUCCCAAACCAUGACUAUAACCUGCUGCCAUUAGACCUUCAGCAAAUCCCUGUGGCCUACCAAAAAUAUUCUAUAGUGUGCAUUCAAAAGCCUUUGGCUUAUCUCCAUUGUACUCUUGCAGUUACCAUCACCUGGCCAAACUGGAAUAAUGAUUAUAUAUGCUUAUCUUGCCCUUUUUAAAUUUCCUUGUCCCUGAUUAAACUUUCCCCAGUGCCUGGAAUAUACUGCACAGCACCAUCACCCCCUUUAAAUCUUCCACAUUUCAGCUUAGGGCUCUUUGCCAAGAAAUUUCCAUGAUCCUCCUUCCUCUCCAUUUUGGAAAUAUUCUCUCUAUGAACUAAAUCUGCCUCAACAUCAAUUCAUUAAGCACCUACCAGAUUCUCAGCAUUGUUAAUACCAGUAUGGCUAACAUCUUAUACAUGAUUUGUACUAACAAAUAUUAGUUGAAUGAAAUAUGACAAUGGAUUAAGAAUAUAAUUAUGCUAAACAGUGGUUCAUUUUUUUUUUCUUAAACAGUAACACUGUUAGGGACAGCAUCAACACCUAUGUUUCAUUUUAUUGCUUUAUUUGAGCAAGAUUUGGCUUAGCCUAUGGUAUCUUUGGAAUUAAUAAAUCAUAUUAUUACGGG